AUGGAGCACUACCGGAAGGCUGGCUCUGUGGAACUCCCAGCACCUUCCCCGAUGCCCCAGCUACCGCCUGAUACCCUGGAGAUGCGGGUCCGAGAUGGCAGCAAAAUCCGCAACCUGCUGGGCCUGGCGCUGGGGCGGUUGGAGGGCGGCAGUGCUCGGCAUGUGGUGUUCUCAGGUUCUGGCCGGGCUGCAGGCAAGGUUGUCAGCUGUGCUGAGAUUGUCAAACGGCGGGUACCAGGCCUGCACCAGCUUACCAAGCUGCGCUUCCUGCAGACCGAGGACAGCUGGGUGCCAACAUCACCCGACGCAGGCCUAGAUCCCCUCACGGUACGCCGCCAUGUGCCUGCGGUAUGGGUACUGCUCAGCCGAGAUCCACUGGACCCCAAUGAGUGUGGCUACCAGCCCCCAGGGGCACCCCCUGGCUUGGGCCCCACACCUACCUCCAGCUCUGGCCCCCGACCCCGAAGAAGGGCUCGAGACACCCGGUUUUGA
Molecule: messenger RNA, 492 nt
Organism: Lipotes vexillifer (Yangtze River dolphin)
Lineage: Eukaryota; Metazoa; Chordata; Mammalia; Artiodactyla; Lipotidae
Gene: RPP25L
Product: ribonuclease P/MRP subunit p25 like
Exons: 1
Coding region: 1-492 (163 amino acids)
Biological process (GO): tRNA 5'-leader removal
Cellular component (GO): ribonuclease MRP complex
Molecular function (GO): RNA binding
Source: RefSeq, a predicted model, not a curated record